AUGUUUUACACAACAUUGACUAUCUUGUGUUUCCUUUACAUGAAGUGCUUGUUGGAACAUUUUCUUUUUAUCCUGACGAUUGAAAAUAGACAUAGCAUUGAAGCUCCAGUUGAUGACAAUAUCGUUAGGUCUACUGUAAAUUAUUAUUUUAGGGAAAUACCACUACUGAUAUUAUUAUUUGUGAAUAUUUCAGUUCUGUUCAUCAUGUCAAAGAAACAGUAUUUCAACAUUGAAUGUCUGGAGUUAUCUGUGGAGGAAGAGCUUGCUGUUGAUGAGGCAAUGAUCCCAUACACAGGGAAGCUGUCAGUAAAACAGUAUGUGAAGGGAAAGCCUCCUCCGUGGGGUAUCAAAAUGUACAUGUUAUGUGGUAAGAGGGGACAAGCUUAUGAUUUUAUUCUUUAUCAGGGAGCAUCGACUGAAUUUGAGACAUCUUUGUUAAAGCUUUUCCAAGCGUUGAAACAAGAAAAAAUUUGUGCUGCUGGAACUGUCAGAGUUAAUCGUUUUGCAAAUCUUCCACUAAUUCCAGAUAAGGAGGCAAUGAAGAAGGAAAGAGGAUUUUCAGAAGAAAUUUUUAGAGCAGAUGACAUAAUACUGGUAAAAUGGGUUGACAACAAAACAGUUGUUCUAGGAUCUAAUUUCACUGGAAAAGGAGAAAUUGACAAAGUUGAACGCUGGGACAAAAAAGAAAGUAAAUAUGUUACUAUCGCUCGACCAGAGCUUGUAAAAUGCUACAACCAUGGCAUGGGCGGAGUUGAUCUUUUUGAUCAAUUGAUGCCAUACUACAGAAUUUUUAUAAAGUCAAAGAAAUGGACACUCAGAGCUAUUUUCCAUGCUGUAGAUUUUGCUGUGGUACAGAGAUGGCUCGAAUACAGGAAAAAUGCCAAUGCAGUUGGUCUACCAACGAAGAAAAUAAUGGAUCUCCUAGACUUCCGUAUGAAGCUGGCUGAUGUUCUGGUGUUAAGUGGGAUGGAUACGUCAAAUAGAAAAUGGGGCCGACCCUCUGCCACACCUCCAGAUACACCUGUUCAAAGAUGA
Molecule: messenger RNA, 1035 nt
Organism: Schistocerca piceifrons (Central American locust)
Lineage: Eukaryota; Metazoa; Arthropoda; Insecta; Orthoptera; Acrididae
Product: piggyBac transposable element-derived protein 3-like
Exons: 4
Coding region: 1-1035 (344 amino acids)
Source: RefSeq, a predicted model, not a curated record